GUAGCUCAGGCUGAAGCCAAACGUUGACUUUGUGGAUUUCAGUAUCUGUAACAGUUCUUCGUUCCGUUUGAAUGGGUAUGACAGGUAGCAGCGGGAGCCAAAGUUGUUUAACGUUAUUUAUUACUCAGACGGUUGAGCUAAAAAUAGGGUGGGACAAAACGCACAAAAUCAGCCAGUAGUGUUACACCAAAUCACCGAUAGUGUCAGGAAGGUUUCGUAUAUCCUUCGCAGCUUUCCCAGAAUCGUAAUCGACAUGCCCACAUUCACGGUGGAUGAAGGCGAUGUGAGGUUUUACUAUGAGGAUACAGGACCUCCAAUCGAUGACCCUACCGAGGCGUAUACGACCGUGAUCAUGCUCCACGGUACAUUUUAUCACUCAGCUAUCUUUCGGAGACUAAUUCCACAUGCUAAGAAAUUCAAGCUCCGUCUGGUUCUUCUGAAUCAAAGAGAUUAUCUUGGGUCGACUCCUCACCAAGAAAAGGACAUUAAUGCACUUAGAAGUAGCGACACUGAUGUUCAGAGAUCGAUCCUGCGCGAACACGGUCAUCAAUAUGUAAAUUUCAUCGUCGGUAUUAUUGGAGCUCUUUCUAUACCCCCGCUCUAUAUCGCCGAAGACGGCUUACUCGCUGGCGGCAUUUCUUUUGUCGCCUGGUCUUCGGGCAACCAUGUUCUCUUCGAGUUCCUCUCGUACAUGGAUAUAUUGCCGGAAGGAAGGAAGAAUACCCUUCGCACUCAUCUUCGCAGCGUCGUCGUCUAUGACCCUCCGAUGAACGUCAUAGGCGACAGACCCCCUUUGUUUUUUCGAGAAGUCGGAAACAGGACGAGCGGAUUCUGGUCGCCUUUCCGUGACCCAGCAAUCCCAAUUGCGCAGAAGAUGGGGCUGUUUCCCCUAUUCGCAUCCUCACACUACACUCCUGUCUCAGAGCUACCGUCUCUCCACGACGCCGCCAUUGAAGACACAUUUAAACUUCUACACGGGCGAAAGAUGCUAGACGACCCUCCUGCAACUUGUUCAUCCAUGUCAGAGAAAGACAUCGAGGAAGUUGCGAUUGAGGGACACCUGUCUCCCCGUACUGCCUCCUUUCUAUUCCAUGUUAAACCAGAAAUCUUCUCGGAGCACGUUCGUCGUUCAUUCACUCAAUUGGAGAAAGUCGAUAGCAUUGUUCCUGGAGAAUCCCAAGAAUUAAACUCUAGGUUCAAAAUAACAUUGGUUUGGUGCGAUAGGACAGCCGCAGAAUGUAUUCUUGGAGCCUCUACUCUUGUACAGAUGCAUGACAAAAUGAAUGAGGAGGGCGUCCCUGUGAGGCGGUUGAUCGUCAAGAAGCUCGAGAAUGCGAAUCAUUUGGUGCAUUGGGAAGAGCCGGAGCGUUUCAUGACGUUCUUGGCCGAGCAGGUCUAAACUUCAGCAUUGUUGGUUGUAUCUGCUUACCUCCAAAUUACCUGCAGUCGAGCUCCGUAAGGUGUGACCCAAAACGAUCAGUGUAUGCGGGUAGUCAUGAAUGUCAGGAUCCCUCUGUCAAGAUGUGCGCCGCCAUCACGUUAAUCCACAAUCACAUUGCAAUCUGCGAACUAUCCAGACCAAGAGCAUGCAAGAAGAUAUUCACAUUCGACAGUCUCGUUUUACGCGUCUCCUCGUCAGAGAUAGACCAGGCUUUUGAUGCACUAGCAACGUUGUCCAGUACGCGGUCACGCAGAGAGGUCACCAAAACCUGUUGUUGCUCCAGGGAAGAGUUGAGAGAGAGCGUCGCAAGGAAUUGCCAGACAGGUUGGUCUAUGGUAUCCAUGUCGGGGAUUUCAGUGACGGGGAUGCCUCCUGAGUUAAUGGCUUGUCGAACGGAGGGGAACAGGUAUGGAAGAUGCGGAGUGAUGAGUUCGAAGAAGUGCUCAAACAUCAAUUGCCUACCAAAAUCGAAAGUGGGGCUAUGAGCGAUCAUGGAUUAUUUUCGACUGAAUCUGACAUACCAUUGCUCUAAAUCUUCAGGUGCCGGAAGUUCCGAAGGAUCAGUUGCAUUAGCCAUGCUCUGAUUGAUGACCUCGACUCGACUCAGGAAAAGUGUCAACAACGCAAUCCCGGGCUGUUGAAAGUGAUAUCAGUACAAGCCCUUGACGAUUAUCAAGAUACACACCCUCGUUCUUGCAAUAACUUCAAUCUCAUUUCUCUCGAGGAACACUCCAAGCAUCCCACUGACAAGUCUCAAGCUCGCAGUAGCGCCAAUCGGCAAAAUACUCUGCAUCACACUUCCCAAGAAUGCUUGAGUCUGCAUUUCAACAUCUCUUCGCUCCUGAGAAUCAGUCAGAAUGUCCAGCAAGUACGAGUUGAC
Somion occarium is the source of this 2321-nucleotide messenger RNA. The record is from the annotation of a GenBank genome assembly. NCBI's taxonomy places the organism in Eukaryota, Fungi, Basidiomycota, Agaricomycetes, Polyporales, Cerrenaceae.